Fusarium vanettenii 77-13-4 is the source of this 1155-nucleotide messenger RNA. RefSeq lists its product as uncharacterized. Gene Ontology annotation, biological process: dehydro-D-arabinono-1,4-lactone biosynthetic process. Gene Ontology annotation, molecular function: D-arabinose 1-dehydrogenase [NAD(P)+] activity. Gene Ontology annotation, cellular component: cytosol. Lineage: Eukaryota; Fungi; Ascomycota; Sordariomycetes; Hypocreales; Nectriaceae. The record is from RefSeq and is a predicted model, not a curated record. The transcript has a single exon. The coding region runs from base 1 to 1155 and encodes 384 amino acids.
AUGGCGACCCUGCGAAAACCCCUCUCCGAUGUCCUGCCUCCUCUGAUACUCGGCACGGCUACCUUCAACCACCAGUAUCAUCCCGAUCCGGCGCACAUGCCCUAUACCGACAUCGUCGGACGCGCGCUCGCUCACAACAUCCUCGGCUUCGAUACCUCGCCCUACUACGGCCCCUCCGAGAUUCUUCUUGGUGAUGCGCUGCGCAAGUUGACACCUCCGCCGCCGCGAGAGGGAUACUUUCUCAUUACAAAGGCCGGUCGCAUCGCGAGCGACGAGUUUGACUACUCGCCUGCUUGGAUCCGGUACAGUGUGUGUCGCAGUCUGGAACGACUGGGCACGCCGUACUUGGACUUGGUAUACACACACGACGUCGAGUUUGUGUCGCCUGAGGAAGUCCUCGGUGCGGUCAUGGAGCUGCGGCGGUUGAGGGAUCAGGGCUUGAUUCGAUACGUGGGCAUCAGUGGAUAUCCUGUCGAUACGCUUGCCUCGCUGGCCGAGAUGAUUUUGCGCGAGACAGGAGAGCCGCUUGAUGCUGUUCUAUCGUAUGGGCAUUUCUGUGUUCAGAAUAGCCAGCUGGGUGAGAAGGCUCUGCUGGAGAGGUUCAAGGAUGCUGGGGUAGAAUGCUUGUUGAAUGCUAGCAUGCUCAACAUGGGACUGUUGACGACCCGUGGUGUUGAUAACAGUCCCAUGGCGACUUGGCAUCCUGCUCCUGGAGAGCUUCGGCAGUUGUGCUCUAACCUGUCUGCCAUUGCGCAACAAGAAGGCGAGCAUCUGGAAGAGGUAGCCAUUCGAUGGGCGCUUGAGAACUGGGCGCGCGUAGGAUCGCCAUUCGGUACCAAGCUCAACCCAGGAUCCUCAAGCCGUCUCGGCGUCAGCGUCAUGGGUGUCUCAAGCGUCGACGAGCUGGAAGAGACAUGGAACCUGUGGAGCAGCGUGGUAGGCCUCGCAGACGCUGAGGCCCAGCGCAGGGAGAAGAUUGCUAGGAUUGUAAAGGACAAGAUGUGGCCAACUCUCGGGCGGUGGAAGGAUUUCGAGUGGGAGAGCGGCGGGCCCAAGUUUGUCAAUGCGAGGAUCGAGAUGGGGGUUGUUCCGAGGGAUGGGACGGCUGAGAGGUGGCGGUUGAUACCCAGCGUGUUGGAUACGCUUAAGAUUUAG